GGGUCCCGCACUCUCCCCUUCGGUUCCCCGGCGCGGUCGCCCCGCCUCUCCACCCCUUGACGUGGCAGAGGCGGCACCAGCCAUGUUGGCCCGGCGGUGUUCUGCGCGGAGGCCGGGGGCGGGGCGGCGCCGGCCGUGAUUGCAGUGCCACGGUUGCUCUGGGUCGGCUGAAGGGACCGAUUUUGCGAGGCGGUGGCUGCGGCCGGCGCAGAUCUCGUUUGGAGGCCCUGGGAAGUAAGCAUCACGCACUACGAUGACAACAUAUUUGGAAUUCAUCCAACAAAAUGAAGAACGAGAUGGAGUCCGAUUUAGUUGGAAUGUUUGGCCAUCAAGUCGACUGGAAGCUACAAGAAUGGUCGUUCCAGUAGCAGCCCUAUUUACACCACUGAAGGAGAGACCUGAUUUACCACCUAUUCAAUAUGAACCUGUUCUGUGUAGUAGGACCACUUGCCGUGCAGUUUUGAAUCCUUUAUGUCAGGUGGAUUAUCGAGCAAAACUCUGGGCUUGCAACUUUUGUUAUCAAAGGAAUCAGUUUCCACCUACUUAUGCUGGUAUAUCUGAACUGAAUCAACCCGCUGAGCUUUUACCUCAGUUUUCUAGCAUCGAAUAUGUAGUUCUGCGUGGUCCUCAGAUGCCUUUGAUAUUCCUCUAUGUGGUUGAUACUUGCAUGGAAGAUGAAGAUUUACAAGCCCUGAAAGAAUCUAUGCAGAUGUCAUUAAGUCUUUUACCACCUACAGCCUUGGUUGGACUUAUUACUUUUGGGAGAAUGGUACAGGUUCAUGAACUUGGAUGUGAGGGCAUUUCAAAAAGCUAUGUGUUCAGAGGAACAAAAGACCUGUCUGCCAAACAACUUCAGGAAAUGCUGGGACUCUCUAAAGUACCCGUUACUCAAGCAACACGUGGUCCUCAGGUACAGCAGCCACCUCCUUCCAAUAGAUUCUUGCAGCCAGUACAGAAAAUAGACAUGAAUCUCACAGAUCUUCUGGGAGAACUGCAGCGAGACCCUUGGCCUGUACCACAAGGAAAGAGACCCUUACGUUCCUCUGGAGUGGCACUCUCCAUAGCUGUGGGACUACUUGAGUGUACUUUUCCCAACACUGGUGCUCGUAUCAUGAUGUUCAUUGGUGGUCCAGCCACUCAGGGGCCCGGAAUGGUGGUUGGUGAUGAACUGAAGACACCUAUAAGAUCAUGGCAUGACAUUGAAAAAGAUAAUGCCAAAUAUGUUAAAAAGGGAACUAAGCACUUUGAAGCAUUGGCUAAUCGAGCUGCUACGACUGGUCAUGUUAUCGAUAUCUAUGCAUGUGCGUUAGAUCAGACAGGUCUCCUGGAGAUGAAAUGCUGUCCCAACCUUACUGGAGGAUACAUGGUAAUGGGUGAUUCUUUCAACACUUCCUUAUUCAAGCAGACUUUUCAAAGAGUCUUUACCAAAGAUAUGCAUGGACAGUUUAAAAUGGGCUUUGGUGGUACAUUAGAAAUAAAGACCUCAAGGGAAAUAAAGAUUUCAGGAGCUAUUGGACCCUGUGUGUCUCUCAAUUCUAAAGGACCUUGUGUAUCUGAAAAUGAGAUAGGAACAGGCGGCACUUGUCAAUGGAAGAUAUGUGGACUCAGUCCCACUACAACCUUAGCUAUCUAUUUUGAGGUUGUCAAUCAGCAUAAUGCUCCAAUUCCUCAAGGAGGACGUGGUGCAAUCCAGUUUGUGACUCAGUAUCAGCAUUCAAGUGGGCAGAGACGCAUCCGAGUGACCACCAUUGCUAGGAACUGGGCAGAUGCUCAAACUCAAAUCCAAAACAUUGCUGCAUCUUUUGACCAGGAGGCAGCUGCCAUUCUUAUGGCCCGGCUGGCAAUCUAUAGAGCAGAAACAGAGGAAGGACCAGAUGUGCUCAGAUGGCUAGACCGACAACUCAUUCGACUGUGUCAGAAAUUUGGAGAGUAUCACAAAGAUGAUCCAAGUUCCUUCAGAUUUUCAGAAACUUUCUCCCUUUAUCCACAGUUUAUGUUUCAUUUAAGAAGAUCUCCUUUCUUACAAGUUUUUAACAAUAGUCCUGAUGAGAGUUCAUAUUAUCGUCACCAUUUUAUGCGUCAAGAUUUGACCCAGUCUCUAAUUAUGAUUCAGCCUAUUCUGUAUGCAUAUUCUUUUAGUGGACCCCCAGAGCCGGUUCUUCUUGAUAGCAGCAGCAUUCUUGCAGAUCGCAUUCUUCUCAUGGACACGUUCUUCCAGAUUUUGAUUUAUCAUGGUGAGACCAUUGCACAGUGGCGCAAGUCAGGAUACCAGGACAUGCCAGAAUAUGAAAAUUUCCGCCAUCUUCUACAAGCCCCGGUGGAUGAUGCACAGGAGAUUCUUCACUCCAGAUUUCCGAUGCCGAGAUACAUUGACACUGAACAUGGAGGUAGCCAGGCCCGUUUCCUGCUUUCAAAAGUCAACCCUUCACAGACUCAUAAUAAUAUGUAUGCCUGGGGACAGGAGUCUGGAGCACCUAUUCUUACAGAUGAUGUUAGUUUACAAGUGUUUAUGGAUCACUUGAAGAAACUUGCUGUGUCAAGUGCUGCUUGAAGUGCUAAACAUAUUAAGGACACUUAAGAGGAUGAAAUAAUAUUUCAAUUUCCUUUUUUUCCUUUUUCAUUUUAUCUGUGGAAACCAACAGAGGUAUCUCUUAGACUCUAUGGUUUAAGACAACAUGUGGAAAAAUGUUCACAUUUGUAGAUUAAGCUGGAAUAUAAGAGCAAUAAGAACAAAUUUAUUUUGCUUGCCACAGUAUUAUGACUGGGUUUAGAAAUCUGAGAUCUUUGUAACUUAAUUAUGUUAAAGAGUAAAAAUAGAGUUGGCCUUGUACUACAGAGAUAGAACUCGUUUGUGUAUUGCAGAAAAAUCCAAAGUGGCACUGAAUGUCCUUGCUGAUUUUUUGAAAACUUGUUUCUUGGUUUUACCAGAAAGUAAAAAAAUCAUCAACAGUAAUGAUAAAUGCGAACAUUUUGCCUGUUUAUUGAAAUAUAUCUGUGAUUUUCAAGCACUUAUGCAUAUACUUUUUCUGUACUUAUUCUGUUAAGGCAGAUUUAUUUUUAUGAUGAUUUGUUUAGGAAUUAUUUGACUUUAUAUAAGGUAAUUUUCAUGAAGAUAAUUUAAUGUUUUUGGUCAUUUGGAACAAUAGUUUAGAGAUGAAAAGAUGAAAAGUUUCUGGGGUAACAGUUCCAUAACUGACAAAAAAUGUGGAAUUCCCAUAAAGUACCCAACUUACAUGAUUAAAUGCAAUAAUUUUUUUAAGAAGGGUUAUUGAAAAUAAACCAUUUUGUCAUAAUGCAUUUUAGGAAGUCUGCAGUAAAAUAACUGUUGUCAUUACUAAACCAAAAUUGAUUUUUACUGCAUGGUUAUGUUGUUUCCCCUUCUUUUUCUGAGGUAAAUUUUACAUUAUAUCCUACAGUAUUUUAACACUAUUUUGGGAGUUUACAUAUUACUUCUUAUUUUUGCUUCCAUUUUGUGAAAUGUAUUAAGUUGUUCUCAUUGAAACAGUAUUAUAUAAUAUUUUGUUGAAUGAUAUCAUGUGAUGCUCAGUUUUAUUUUGAUUUAUUCAUUAGUAUCAUUCACUUUUACCUUUUAAAGUUUACUUGUAGCAAAUGUUUACAUUGCUAAAGCCAGAUGUUUGACAAUGAAAUUUAUAUCAAGUACUGCAAAUAAAAGGUGGUGCUAUGAUAAAUGCUUAGAAGGACAGUUCGAUGAUUGUACUUGCAUGAACACAAUCAUAUGAUAAAACAGAAACUUAAAAAAAUGUUUAUAUGUUAUAUUCAAUUAAAUAAAUUGCUUUGUUCCAUUUUAUUUGAUUUGAACUAUGCUAGGUCUAAAUACCAAUAAAAUAUACUUUUUCUGUG
Mustela lutreola (European mink) is the source of this 3861-nucleotide messenger RNA. RefSeq names its product SEC23 homolog A, COPII coat complex component (gene SEC23A). Gene Ontology annotation, cellular component: COPII vesicle coat; endoplasmic reticulum exit site. The record is from RefSeq and is a predicted model, not a curated record. The transcript is spliced from 20 exons. Gene Ontology annotation, biological process: endoplasmic reticulum to Golgi vesicle-mediated transport; intracellular protein transport; COPII-coated vesicle budding. Lineage: Eukaryota; Metazoa; Chordata; Mammalia; Carnivora; Mustelidae. Gene Ontology annotation, molecular function: GTPase activator activity; zinc ion binding. Bases 254 to 2551 code for a protein of 765 amino acids.